Amblyraja radiata (thorny skate) is the source of this 2089-nucleotide messenger RNA. RefSeq names its product THAP domain containing 7 (gene thap7). The record is from RefSeq and is a predicted model, not a curated record. The transcript has 4 exons. Lineage: Eukaryota; Metazoa; Chordata; Chondrichthyes; Rajiformes; Rajidae. Bases 333 to 1475 code for a protein of 380 amino acids. Gene Ontology annotation, biological process: regulation of DNA-templated transcription. Gene Ontology annotation, cellular component: nucleus.
GGGGGAAUGGGGAAAGGAGGGCAGAGACCAGAGCAGGGAGGGGGGCUUGCGGAGAGCAAAUUACCCUUGUCAUCAUCACCAUAUCUGCCCCUCACCCCAAAUCCCCCCUUCUUCUCCUGCCUUUGGCCACCCCUCUCUUCCUGUUUGGUGCCCUUCUCCCCCACACCCCUUUGGUUGCCUCUCUCUUUCCCACCCCCCACUUUGCUGUCCUCUUGACUCCCUGUCUACUGCCCAUGUCUCCCCUCCUCCCUCGCCUUCCCUUUUGGCCCCAUGACCACUGUUGUCUCCUGACAUUGGCCCUCUUUAAUGGCCCGUUUGGGGAAUAGGGAAGAAUGUGGAAUGAUGAUCAUUAUGAGACUGAAGCCUUCUGUGGUUUCUCUCAGGCUGCUCCCAAAGUGCCUGCCAUGCCUCGUCACUGCUCUGCUGAGGGAUGCAGAUCUAGGGACACAAAGGACUCGCGAAUUAAUGGCAUCACCUUUCACAGGUUACCAAAGAAAGGGAAAAGUCAACGUGAGAUCUGGUUGCUGAACUGUUGUCGAAGGAACCCGGAUGGAACUGUCCCCUGGACUCCUUCAUCGCAAUUUGUCUAUUUUUGCUCAAAGCAUUUUGAAAAACAGUGCUUUGAACUUGUGGGACUGAGUGGUUAUCACCGGCUGCGCGAUGACGCGGUCCCCACGUUGUUCCAACCGAGUCCUCGAGGAAAAGUGAAGUCGACCAGAGCAAACAAAGAAAAGGCAGCAGCACCAGUGGCCACCAGUGAAUGUCUCACUAACAAUGCUGAUUUACCAGAUGCGGAUCUCGGGGACCCCACGUCCAGUUUGGAGACGAGCUUCAGCAGUUCCCAGGAUGCUUCCACCUUUGUCCUAGAUUAUUCCGUUCCCCAGGCGAGGGUGAGUGAAAGCAUUUGCUCGAGCAAUACGCUGCUCACCGAAGCCCCGCUGUGCUCGAGUCAGGCUGAGCUGGAGGCUUCUGUGCCCACUGUAAUUUACCUGGUGGACACCGAGUCAAAGCCGGUGGAAUUGGACAGCACCGAGAGUGAAGAGGAAGCCUGCAUGAGCAUCCUGUUGUCUCAGCCCGAUGUGUUGACUGACCUCCCGGCCCACAGCCAGGAGGAGCUGCAAGAUUUUGGGACCCUCAUUCCCAUCGCGCUGUACAUGGCACGCCUUCCCAGUGUGCCCAUGAACCCUGGGGCCCACGUCGCGGUCGAGCACAGCUAUACCGUGGGCUGCCCGCUGGUUUGGAAGAAGAGGGCGGAGGUCCUGAACGAGGCCUUUGAGAAGGUCAGCAAGGAGCUGCGGGCCAGCAAGAAGCGCGAGAGCCGGCUCAGGUCCCGCAUCACCUCCUUCCUGAAAACACGAGUCCGCGGGCGGCGGGUGAAGCUGGGCUUGCCCAACCAUCUGGCCCAGCCGGUGGAAGUGUUUGAGGUGCAGGUAAUAAACGACGCUGUUGAACUGUGUAACCCAGUGACCAGCUGAACAGAGCCAAGCCUCCAGGAUGGUGCCCAGAGCAAUGAAGGUGAAGAGCCGUCACACACAGAGGAGAGGUAGGGAGGGAGAGGUGUGCUGGGAGUUGAAUUGAUCUACAAUGAGGGGAGAGGACUGAGAAUUAUGGGGUUUAUGGGACGGGGAGGCGACUGGUGGGGAGGUAAUCAGUGCAUGAAGAGGAAUGGUUGGGGAGGUGAGAGGAGAGUGCUAGGAUAGGUGGGGUAGGUGGAUAGAGGGGAUGGGAUGGGAUCUUCUGGGAUGGACAGAAUGGGUUAGGGAGAAGCAUGAAUCCUGACUGAGAGAAGAGGAGAGAUUAAUGGGAGAGAUAAGAUGAGGCAGAGAAGAACAGUGUGAGAUAAGUGGAUAGGAGAUGUGGAGUGGUAAAGAGACCAGGGAAGAGAUUAAAUUAGGUGAGGUUGAAGUGGCUGGGCAGGGAAUUGAGAGGGAACUAUAUGACAGCAGUGUGUGGUGACUGGCACCAUUGUUCUGAGGCACCAAGAUGUGCAGGAGGGCAUUUGUUCGCAAUCAGUUGUUGAUGUUUGCCUGACAUGAAAUGUAACAUUUGAAUAUGCUACCUUUUUAAAAUAAAGUAACUUGGAUCAUUA